This is a messenger RNA of Globicephala melas (long-finned pilot whale), 1954 nucleotides long. It is a transcript of the gene DDB2, whose product is annotated as damage specific DNA binding protein 2. Gene Ontology annotation, cellular component: nucleus; Cul4-RING E3 ubiquitin ligase complex. The record is from RefSeq and is a predicted model, not a curated record. Gene Ontology annotation, molecular function: protein binding; damaged DNA binding. Lineage: Eukaryota; Metazoa; Chordata; Mammalia; Artiodactyla; Delphinidae. Gene Ontology annotation, biological process: DNA repair; response to UV.
CUCUCCGCGCGCGCCCCCGCCUUGCCGGUGAGCCUGUUUGGCGGGAAGUUGGCUUAGUUGGCCUACCUGUGGCUCCGCGGGUUCUGUGGUCCCCGCCUUGUUUUUCCCCAGAAGCUUCUCAAUCUUUCGUCGGUCAUCUCGGCAUAAGGCAUAGUACCCCUUCGCACGGAGGACGCCAUGGCUCCCAGGAAACGCCCAGAAACCCAGAAGACCCCCGAGGUGGUUGUGCGCCCCAAGAGCAAGAGGAACAGAAGCCCCUGGGAGCUGGAGCCCGAGGCCAAGAAGCUCUGUUUGAAGGGCCCCGGUCCUAGCAGAAGAUUUGACUCAGGCUGCCUUUGGGCGGGGUUGGCUAGCCUGCGGGUCCCGCCACCAUGCAGCAUCGUCAGGGCCCUCCACCAGCAUAAGCUGGGCACAGCUGCCUGGCCAUCACUACAGCAGGGUCUCCAGCAGUCCUUUUUGAACUCUCUGGCUUCUUACCGGAUAUUCCAAAAGGCUGCCCCUUUUGACAGGAGGGCCACAUCCCUGGCGUGGCACCCAACUCACCCCAGCACCCUGGCUGUGGGUUCCAAAGGGGGAGAUAUCUUGCUCUGGAACUUUGGCAUAAAGGACAAACCCACCUUCAUUAAAGGGAUUGGAGCUGGAGGGAGCAUCACUGGGCUGAAGUUUAACCCUCUCAAUACCAACCAGUUUUUCACCUCCUCAAUGGAGGGAACAACUAGGCUGCAAGACUUUAAAGGCAACACUCUCCGAGUUUUUGCCAGCUCAGGCACCUGCAACUUCUGGUUUUGCAGCCUGGAUGUGUCUGUCAGAAGCCGAGUGGUGGUCACAGGAGAUAACGUGGGGAACGUGAUCCUGCUGAACAUGGACGGCAGGGAGCUUUGGAAUCUGAGAAUGCACAAAAAGAAAGUGACCCACGUGGCCCUGAACCCGUGCUGUGAUUGGUUCCUGGCCACAGCCUCCGUAGAUCAAACAGUGAAAAUCUGGGACCUGCGCCAGGUUAGAGGGAAAUCCAGCUUCCUCUACUCGCUGCUGCACAGGCAUCCCGUCAACGCAGCUCAUUUCAGUCCCGACGGUGCCCAGCUCCUGACCACUGACCAGAAGAGUGAGAUCCGUGUUUACUCUGCCUCCCAGUGGGACUGCCCCCCAAGCUUGAUCCCACACCCUCAUCGCCACUUCCAGCACCUGACACCCAUCAAGGCAACCUGGCAUCCUCGGUACAACCUCAUUGUCGUGGGCCGAUACCCAGAUCCUAAUUUCAAAAGUUGUACCUCCCAUGAAUUAAGGACGAUCGAUGUGUUUGACGGAAGCUCAGGAAAGAUGAUGUAUCAGCUGUAUGACCCAGAAUCUUCUGGUAUCAUGUCGGUGAGGCUUGGGCCCUCAAAUAAUAAUGGGAGGAAGCAGGGAUUCACCUUACCUUAUUGCAUCAAAAAUGACCAGAAAUUAAUCCUUAUGUGCCCUUCUCCCAGUACCCUCAUUCCCUCCUCAUGCUUAUCCCCUUGUCUCUGCAGCUCAAUGAGUUCAAUCCCAUGGGGGACACACUGGCCUCUGUGAUGGGUUAUCACAUUCUCAUUUGGAGCCAGGAGGAAGCUGGGAAGCGUAAAUGAGAGACAUUAAUGAAGGUGGGGGCCAAGCAAGGGCUUGGAGCCCCAUGGGAACAAGUUCUGCGAGAAGAGGCGGCUUUGUGUUAAAGGGCCAGAGGUAUCCGAGUCCUUAGGGUUGGAGCAGGGGCACUGGGACUGCGACACUGGGACUGGGACACUGGCAUGUACUGUUCUGGACGUAGCUCCAGAAACUCCAGAGUUGGCGACCCAGCUGCCCCAAGGGUCCUUGCUAUAUCUAGCCUGGAGCCAAGCUUCUCUUUUCUCCUCUCUGACAUGCAGUGGCAGAGGAUCAGGUAGUGGUUUUCGAUUUGUGUUCACUAUUCACAUGGCCAAUAAAACCAUACCCGACUGAG